AUGCGAUUGAGAACCUCCACAAUAGACUCGACAACUCACUAUCUACACCGGCCAUGGCGUAUCAAGCCAAAGUACAGACAGGACAUUGCAGUGGCCACAUUCUUUGCGGGCGAAACAGCCCCCGGUGAUAACGAAGAAGAAGACAGCUACUUCAUCGCCAUUCGGACGUUAGCAUAUCAACUACGACAUUCACCACAAACCCGCCUUGACCCAAGCAUCCCCUUUAUAAUCCUGGUGGCACCCGAAGUAAUACACGAGAAACGAAAACAACUCGCCGACGAUGGCGCGAUAGUGAUUGAAGUUGAUAACGUCAAGACCAAUCUCACCGUGGAUGUACCCCGCUGGCGCAACUGCUGGACGAAGCUCCGCCUCUUCGAUCCACAGAUCCUCCCAUUUGAAAGAGUCCUCUUCAUGGACGGGGACACCGUCCUGACCCGGCCCAUCGAUGGGGUAUUCGACGACCCGGCAGCUCAGGUCAGAGACUCCAAGAAUGUAGCUGACCAGCUCAAAUUGGACGAAGUUCCUCUGCCGACGACGUAUCUUUUUGCCGGGAAGCCGGAAGCCUUUACUUACGAUCAUCAUUACCCACCUGAUAUGUCUGGCAAUUAUUUGAAUGCGGGGUUUUUUGUGUAUUCACCCUCGAAGGAGAUCAUGCAGUACUACAUGUCCGUCCUAGGAUUGGGAGGGCGAUUUGAACCGAACAUGCCAGAGCAGAACUUGCUCAACUAUGCUCACCGUAUGGAAGGGAAUAUGCCGUGGCAGAAGCUGCACUAUAGCUGGAAUGUGAAUUUCGUGAACCCCGAGGAUCUGAAGGAAAAGCCAGCUUCGUUACAUGUGAAGUCUUGGGAUGAGAGUCUUCAGCAAGAAGUGAUUAACUACGCUUUGAGAUGGAGAUGGGAGAUGGAGGGCUUUUGGGUAGGAGUUAAUCAGAGUAGGAAGGGGAUCUCGAGUUUAUUUUAA
Penicillium waksmanii is the source of this 960-nucleotide messenger RNA. RefSeq lists its product as uncharacterized. NCBI's taxonomy places the organism in Eukaryota, Fungi, Ascomycota, Eurotiomycetes, Eurotiales, Aspergillaceae. Gene Ontology annotation, molecular function: glycosyltransferase activity. The transcript has a single exon. The record is from RefSeq and is a predicted model, not a curated record. Gene Ontology annotation, biological process: protein N-linked glycosylation. The coding region runs from base 1 to 960 and encodes 319 amino acids.